CGUCUUCUCCGACAGAGCUCGUGAUCGUUUGCAACACCUGCAGUUACGUGGAAGGUCCAAUCGAAGCCGAACCACCCCCGGAUAAGGACAGAUCUCAAAUUCCUCCGAGAAAGCAAAAUCCAUGCGUACAGAACAAAAAACACCACGGUUUAACCCUUUUGUUCUGUUUUUUCUUUUUCGUGUUUCUGAGGCAGCGACGCUAGGCUCGCACGUUAAUGAAUAAAGAACUCGGGUGCAAAGCCGCAAGACAAUCGAGAAAGCGUGUCUCAGAGAAAGAGAGAGUGUGCGUGUUCGUUCUCUCCAAUGGGAGAAUGGGGAGUGAAUUGCUGCGUCUUCUUGUCGUUCGAUGCUAAAACCGGCCGAAAGCCUCUUCAUUCCACGCCCGAAUUCGAUCGACGGAUCCAUGAUUCGGUGAAACCCAGUGUCUGAGUUGAGUUCGGGAGCCGAAUUUUGGAGUCCUUGUUCGUCCCAAUUUUAUCUCCGAUCGCGUCUGUGUCCGGUGCACGCAAUCUUGCUGUUUCUCCGCUUUCAAAUUCGCCGUUUCUUCUUUUUCGGGUUCAUUGAUCUAAGUUCCUUUGUGAGGUUGGUUUCUUGGUGUGGUUGGAUCAGAAGUAAGAGACUUUUUGCGAUGAUUUUAUGCUUGAUCUGUGUUUAUCAGAAGAUUGUUUGAUCAGGUCUCUGCUUGAACAUGUUGCGUAGAGCUUGUUUCUUCUACUCAUCUUGAACUGAUGAUUGUCCCAUUAGUCUUAGCUACUGCUCGAGAGGAACUUAGCAUGGGAAAAUAAUGGAAGCAUCUGGCGAAGAUACAAAAUUUCCUGACCCGUGAAGUUCUGAUAAUAUAAGUAGAUUUUCAUUCAAGCUUCUCGUGAGGGUGAGAUUACUUCUGGCAGUGGUGGUGCCUGGUGACUUCAUCUGGGUCCGGGACAAUCUAUAGAUCAUUCGGGAUGUGUUGUGAGAAGGAUAGGACUACCUACAGAAAGUAGAAUUGGUGCCUCAAAUGGAUCAGAUAGUAUCACAGUUCCUGUUAAAGAGUUUGCACAUUAUUUUGGAUUCGAGGAUUCCUUCUCUGCACCCAAAUGAUCAAAGAAGCGGCCACCGUACAUCGGUUUCCCGAGCAAGAAAGAAUGACAAAUGGUUUAACUUAGUAUUGGGAGACCGCCCUGCUGCCCUGGAAAACUUGAACUUUUGGCACAGGAAUCUAAUGGACCCAAUGAUUAUCGACGUGAUACUUGUUGACGAGGGGUCUAAUUCCUCAUCUGUGGAUGCUUACUCUGCUAUGAAAGCAUCUGUUGAGACAGUCAUAGAAAGGUGGGUUGUUCAUUAUGAGUCUUCUAGAGUUACUCCUAAUAUCAAUGAUUCUUCUCUUCACAAGAAGAUAUACAAGAAGUUGAUCGUACUAUUGCGUUCUCUUUAUUCGCAAAUGAGACUCCUCCCAGCUUAUAGGAUAUUUCGGCAGCUAAGUUCAUCAGGCCAGACAUAUAAUUUGGAUCUCAUAUACAAAGUAUCUACCUUUAGUAAUCCGUUCUCACGGGCAGAGGAGGAGAUGAUGAAAGAAUAUACUUUUGCUCCUGUGGAGGCCUCUUCAGGACGUUUUAGUGUAGCUGUUUCAUAUCGUAAGACAUUGUCUGAUUUCAACCUGGAGCCUGCUACUUCGUUGUUUCCGAGGAUUAUUACUGAUUACGUUGGUAGUCCAGCCACUGACCCACUUAGGUCGUUCCCCUCUUUUGACAAAGGUGUUCGCGCUACAUCUUUUUCUUUAAGAGGAGCAAGGCCACCUUCUUCAGCACCAUUUCAACGCCCACAUAGCUGGACAAGUGGAUUCCACAGACCAGCUCCUUUUACACAAGGUCAUUCCCUUGGUGGGUCCCCACCUACGUACUGCACAUAUGGUUCUCCAUCUCCUCCUACUGACAUGUAUUCUCAACGAGCUCAAAGCUAUAGAUCCACAUCUCAAAGAGUUAAUAGUUAUGAAGAGUGUCAACUGUCGCCCCCUUUCUCUCCAUCUCCUUCCCCUUCUCCGCCAACAUACUUUUCCAGUGGUAGUGUUGGCAGAAAUCGUGGACGAUCAGAGACCGCUCCCAUGACCAUUCCGCAUCCAACAGCAAGUGGAAAUGCAAGAUACUUAUCUCCAAACUUUUCUGAUCCAAAUAGACAUUCUCUUCCCCCUCUAUCACCCAGGCACACAAGGCUUGACCCCUCAUCCCAAGAGUCCCCAUCUGGAAUCAGAUCAUUCCGAAAACAGGAGUCUUUGAGAUCUGGGGAGUUGCAUAACCACUAUGUCAAUCAGAAGGUCACAAAAGAUGGUCGAGAUGAUUCGGGGCGGUUUUCGGGCUUGUUAUCUUCAAGUGGCUCUCCGCGCAUAGGGUUUUCUAGAAGUUCCAGUAGAUUAUCUUUCCAAGAUGACUUGGAUGAUGGCGACUUUUCAUGCCCUUUUGAUGUUGAUGAUGUCGAUCCGCCAGCCAGCAAUGCUGUUGAUGGCAGGGAAGGUUCAGAGUUAACUUCAUCGUCACCUAUGGGCGCAAAAUCGCAAGAUGCCGCUGUCGGGGUUCUUGUUCACAUGUUAAGAACAGCGUCUCCACUUGAACAAAAUUCCAGUUGUUACUCAGCCCAGUCCUUGAACACGGAACAAGAGGGAGGCGUGGCUACAGCUUCGGGAUUCUUUAUGCCACGUAAGACCACGGAUGCGCUGGAGGAGCUUCGGAGUUACCGAGAAAUGAAGAACCUCCUACGCUCGAAAAGUGGAGCUCAUGUCUUAACCAAAGAAGAAGCUUGACCUUCACCUCGCGCUGUAUAUCAGACCUUGUUUCCAUAGGACAGAGGGCAUCGUGAACACAAAUUGUCGAGAGCAAGGUAUAGGAGCAGCUGAGUUGGUUGUGCACUGGAAAGAAUACAGACAAUGGGAGUUGAGUUCGUGUACAUAAAUGACUGCAAAACUGAUUGUGAUCAUUGAUUUAGCCUUCCCUUUGUAUUCCUCGUGUACCAUGAACUAGUACCAAACUCAUGUUAGCCAAAAUCAGUAUAUGAUAGCUUUGGUUCUCUA
This is a messenger RNA of Rhodamnia argentea, 3040 nucleotides long. RefSeq names its product autophagy-related protein 13a. The record is from RefSeq and is a predicted model, not a curated record. Bases 998 to 2773 code for a protein of 591 amino acids. Lineage: Eukaryota; Viridiplantae; Streptophyta; Magnoliopsida; Myrtales; Myrtaceae. Gene Ontology annotation, biological process: autophagosome assembly; mitophagy; piecemeal microautophagy of the nucleus. Gene Ontology annotation, cellular component: cytosol; Atg1/ULK1 kinase complex; phagophore assembly site. The transcript has 5 exons.